This is a messenger RNA of Syngnathoides biaculeatus (alligator pipefish), 3062 nucleotides long. It is a transcript of the gene cdh8, whose product is annotated as cadherin 8. Gene Ontology annotation, molecular function: calcium ion binding; cadherin binding. The record is from RefSeq and is a predicted model, not a curated record. Gene Ontology annotation, biological process: adherens junction organization; multicellular organism development; synaptic transmission, glutamatergic. Bases 347 to 2722 code for a protein of 791 amino acids. NCBI's taxonomy places the organism in Eukaryota, Metazoa, Chordata, Actinopteri, Syngnathiformes, Syngnathidae. The transcript is spliced from 12 exons. Gene Ontology annotation, cellular component: plasma membrane; adherens junction; axon terminus.
UCAGAGCUUGACGAGUCGCGCAAAGGAUUUCUUCCUUUUUUUUAAUGUAAAGUCUGGGCGGCAAAUUGUUCAUUUCCCCACCAUCUCAUAAACACUGGAGUUGCUUUUUAUUCAAUUUUUCAUCUUUUUUAAAGAAGGGGUUUGAAAAUGAAGCAGUAGAGAAGAGAAAUGCAAGAGUCACUCGUCUCCCCCUCGGAGUAACGCCACGCUGGAAGCCUCGCCACGAUGGAAGGCCCUGCUGAGUGACCUAUCGCACCAAGAACCUUUUGCCGACUGUCUGAGGAGCCAUCCGUCAGCUUGACGAGCUUUUCCGUUGUCAAACAAACAAAGAACAACAGCGUCGAGGAUGUGGAGGAGGUUCGGGGAGAUGGCGAAGGGUGUGCGCAUGUCCUUGCUGCUGCUGUGGAUUACUUUGCUUCCCUGCGUGUCAACGAUCCCCGUCGGAGCCGCUGAUACCGCAGCCGGUCCCGAUGAAGGACGGCGACUGCUGAGCCGAGCCAAAAGAGGAUGGGUUUGGAACCAAAUGUUUGUGCUGGAGGAAUUCUCUGGACCCGACCCAAUCCUGGUUGGCAGGCUCCACACGGACUUGGACGUAGGUGGCAAGCGCAUUAAGUAUGUGCUGGCUGGCGAGGGGGCCGGCACCAUCUUCGCCAUCAAUGAGCUUACCGGCGAUAUCCACGCCAUGAAGAGGCUGGACCGCGAGGAGAAGGCCGAGUACACCCUCACGGCUCAGGUCAUUAACGCCGACACUGACGAGCCGCUGGAGCCACCGUCCGAGUUCAUCAUCAAAGUGCAAGAUAUCAACGACAAUCCACCACAGUUCAUCGAGGGUCCUUAUCGGGCAGCCGUUGCCGAGAUGUCGGCGGUCGGUACCCCGGUGACCCGAGUGACCGCAACUGAUGCCGAUGACCCGGUGUACGGCAACAGUGCUAAGCUGGUCUACAGCAUCCUUGAGGGGCAGCCCUACUUCUCUGUGGAUCCCAACUCAGCCACAAUCAAAAUCGCCCUCCACGGGAUGGAUCGAGAGAUGCGGGAGGAGUACCUGGUGGUCAUUCAAGCCAAGGACAUGGGCGGUCACAUGGGCGGCUUGUCUGGGACCACCACCGUAACCAUCGUGCUCACCGACAUCAACGACAACCCACCCAAAUUUUCAAAAAAUUUGUAUGAGUUUGUGAUCCCCGAAAACCUGCCCGUUGGGCAGAUGGGAGGCAAGGUGAAGGCCAAUGACCGGGACGUUGGCGACAAUGCCAAAUCCACGUACAACAUCAUCGAGGGGGACGAGCAAAGCGUGUUUGAGAUCAUCACAGACCCGCAGACGCAAGAAGGGAUUCUGCGACUCAAAAAGGCGUUAGACUUUGAAAGCAGGAGGUCGUACACACUGAAAGUGGAGGCCACCAAUGUGCAGUCAGACCCCGGUGGCAGUGUUGGUGGGCCUUUCAAGGACACUGCCACGGUCAAGAUCGUUGUGGAGGACGCUGACGAGCCCCCCGUGUUCUCCAAGUCCAUCUACACACUAGAGGUCAAUGAGAACGCACCCGUCAACACCGUCAUCGGCACAGUCGGUGCCAGGGAUCCAGACUCCAGCGGGAGUCAAGUCAGGUACUUCAUCGACCGGCACACAGACCUGGAGAGGCAGUUUAACAUCAACGUUGAUGAUGGCAAGAUCACACUGGCCAAACCGUUGGACCGGGAGACGGACAUGUGGCACAACAUCACCGUUACUGCCACUGAAGUCCGUAACCACAGUCAGAUCUCCCGGGUGGUGGUGGCAAUCCGGGUCAUGGACAUAAACGACAACGCCCCAGAGUUCGCCAACGAAUAUGAAGCCUUUUUGUGUGAAAAUGGAAAACCCGGACAGGUGAUCCAAACGGUCAGCGCUGUGGACAGAGACGACCCGAUCCAAGGCCACUACUUUGAGUACCGCCUGGUGCCAGAGAUGCUCAAUAAUCCAAACUUCACCAUUAAGAACAAUCAAGACAACUCCAUUAGUAUCCUGGCCAAGCACGACACAUUCCGGCGGCAGAAGCAGGAGAUGUACUUCCUUCCUAUCGUGGUGACGGACAACGGCAACCCACCCAUGAGCAGUACCAACACCCUGACCAUUCGGGUGUGCGGAUGCAGCAAGGACGGUAUCGUGCAGUCCUGCAAUGUAGAGGCGUACGUCUUACCAAUUGGCCUCAGCAUGGGUGCGCUCAUUGCCAUCUUGGCCUGUAUCAUCCUUCUUUUAGUAAUAGUGGUGCUUUUUGUGACAUUGCGGCGACACAAGAAUGAGCCGCUCAUCAUCAAGGACGACGAGGAUGUGCGCGAGAACAUCAUCCGCUACGAUGAUGAGGGCGGAGGUGAGGAGGACACGGAGGCAUUUGACAUCGCCACACUGCAGAACCCGGAUGGCAUCAAUGGCUACCUGCCACGCAAGGACAUAAAGCCUGACCUGCAGUUCAUGCCACGCGCUGGCCAUCACUCGGGUCCCAACGGCGUAGACGUGGAUGAGUUCAUCAACGUGCGACUGCAUGAGGCUGACAACGACCCAACAGCACCGCCUUACGACUCCAUCCAGAUCUACGGCUACGAGGGCCGGGGAUCGGUUGCCGGCUCACUCAGUUCUCUGGAGACAACAUCAUCCGACUCGGACCAGAACUAUGACUACCUCAGGGAGUGGGGCCCUCGCUUCAGGAGACUUGGGGAACUCUACUCAGUGGGCGAAAGUGACCGGGAGACCUGACCAUAAAAAAUAAAACAAGACUUUCUGAAUUUUCUUUUUUCUUCUGUCCACGUGUGUAUUAAGCGCUAGAGCUCUAUCCGCUUUUAGAAACAAAAAAAACAGACAAAAAAAGGCCACAUUUUUGUAUUCUUCCUAGAGUCAAGGUAUAGCAGUCAUCCACAUCGUAAUCGUUGAGCUGAAACCAACCGUCUUUUAACUAGGAGAUUCUUGUGGAGUGUAAAAACGUUAGAUUCCGUUGUGGAGUGUCUAGCAGUGUUUUGGGUGUUUGUCAUUGGCUGUGACUUCCGGUAGCAGAGAGCUAGUAGGCCCUGUCCAGUCAAAGAAUCCUGAACGGACUUUA